AUUGUUUGGCACUGUGCAUAAUUUUAUUUUAUUUAUAUUCAGACCAACACAAGUAAAGUGGCAGCUGAUGGUUGCCAGUUGCUACAGGAGAACUGGUAACUACCAGAAAGCUCUUGAAAAAUACAAAGUCAUUCACAGAAAAUUCCCAGAGAAUGUUGAAUGCCUCCGAUUUUUAGUUCGUCUCUGCACAGAUAUGGGGCUAAAAGAAGUCCAGGAAUAUAUGACAAAGCUCAAGAAAGUGGAAAAAUUAAAAGAAAUAAGAGAGCAGCGCAUUAAAUCUGGCAGGGAUGGCAGUGCACGUAGCCGCAGAGAAGAAAAUGCUGGUGGUGAUAGUGGGGGUACCAAAGGGGAAAGACUGAGUGCCAAAAUAAAAGCUUUGCCUGGAGCAAGUGAACCCUAUGAAAGCAACAGCAGUAAAGAAAUAGAUGCCUCCUACAUAGAUCCACUUGGCCCACAAGCAGAAAGACCAAAAACUGCAGCAAGAAAAAGAACUGAGGAAGAUGACUUUGCUGAUGAAGAACUAGGAGAGGAUUUGCUUCCAGAAUAGCAUAUGAUCCGUUCAUAACUUUUUCUGCUUUUAAAACUUUUAGCAGAAAAACAUUAAUCCAUGAUGAUUUUUGUUGUAGAUUUUGAUAAAAUAUUUGU
Messenger RNA from Pterocles gutturalis (yellow-throated sandgrouse), 645 nucleotides. Its product is annotated as intraflagellar transport protein 88 homolog. The transcript has 6 exons. The coding region runs from base 68 to 547 and encodes 159 amino acids. The record is from RefSeq and is a predicted model, not a curated record. Gene Ontology annotation, biological process: intraciliary transport; non-motile cilium assembly; inner ear receptor cell stereocilium organization. Gene Ontology annotation, cellular component: ciliary basal body; ciliary base; centriole. Gene Ontology annotation, molecular function: kinesin binding. NCBI's taxonomy places the organism in Eukaryota, Metazoa, Chordata, Aves, Pterocliformes, Pteroclidae.